CAUCUAAAGUUGAAAGUACAUCUAAAGAAUCCUCUUCUUCUUCUUCUUCCAUAGUCUAUCCUUUAUUAACAAUGUUGUCAGUACUAUUUCUACUUGCUCUAUGCCUAAUUAUUCCUUUGCUAAUAUUCUUCCAAAACCAUAGAACAAUUAAACAUUAUCCACUUGGUCCUAAAGGCCUUCCCAUAAUAGGAAAUCUUCAUCAACUAGACAUUUCUAAUCUUCCUAUUCAACUUUCUCAAUUCUCAAAGACAUAUGGUCCUCUAUUUUCAAUUCAACUUGGAUUAAGAAAAGCUAUUGUUGUUUCUUCUGCCGAAAUUGCAAAAGAAGUAUUGAAAACCAAUGACCAAUUGUUUUCUAAUAGACCUAUAUUAUAUGGUCAACAAAAGUUGUCUUAUAAUGGGUCAGAAAUCUUUUUUUCACAAUACACUGAUUUUUGGAGAGAAAUAAGAAAAAUUUGUGUUAUUCAUAUAUUUAGUUCCAUACGUGUGUCAUAUUAUUCUUCUAUAAGAAAUUUUGAGGUGAAGAAAAUGAUAAAAAAAAUUUCAGGGCAUGUUAGUUCUUCAAGUGUUUCAAAUAUGAGUGAGAUAUUGAUAUCUCUUUCAAGUACGAUAAUUUGCAGGAUUGUUUUUGGGAGAAGCUAUGAAGAUGAAGGAACUGAGAGAAGUAGGUUUCAAGGAAUGUUUCAUGAGUGUCAAGCUUUGCUGGCAGAAAUAUUUGUUUCUGAUUAUAUUCCAUUCAUGAGUUGGAUUGAUAAACUUAGGGGAUUGCAUGGUCGUCUUGAUAGAAAUUUCAAGGAGUUUGAUGAUUUUUAUCAAGAGAUUAUAGAUGAACAUUUGGAUCCAAAUAGAAAACAUACAGAUGAAGAGGUUAUUGUUGAUGUCUUGCUUCAACUUAAGAAAAAGCGUUCAUUUUCUUUUGAUAUCACUUUUGAUCACAUCAAAGGGGUCCUUAUGGAUAUUAUUGUAGCUGGAACAGAUACCACAGCAGCCACAUCAGUUUGGGCUAUGACUGCCUUAAUGAAAAACCCAAGAGUAAUGAGGAAAGUACAAGAUGAAAUUAGAAAUUUGGGAGGUGAAAAAGAUUUUUUAGAUGAAGAUGAUAUUCAAAAUUUACCUUAUUUGAAGGCAGUGAUUAAAGAGACGCUAAGAUUGCACCUACCAGCCCCUCUACUUAUGCAAAGAGAAUCACGUGAAAAUUGCACUAUAAGUGGAUACAAUAUUCCAGCCAAGACAAUAUUGUAUGUGAAUGCUUGGGCUAUUCAGAGAGACCCUAAUGUUUGGAAAAAUCCAGAAGAAUUUUAUCCUGAAAGAUUCUUAGAAAGUUCUAUAAAUUUUAAUGGACAAGAUUUUGAACUAAUACCCUUUGGAGCUGGUCGUAGAAUUUGCCCAGGUAUGCCUAUGGCAGUUGCCUCAUUGGAACUUAUCCUUGCCAAUCUUCUUUAUUCAUUUGAUUGGAAAUUGCCACAUGGAACAGUAAAGGAAGAUAUUGAUACUGAAAUGUUGCCAGGGAUCACUCAACACAAGAAGAAUCCUCUUUGCCUUGUUGCCAAGAUCCCUAUGUAGACGCAUGACCUUUAUCAUGUCUAUGUUGGUUUCAUGUAAAAUAUGUUAUGUUUAUUAGCCUUUUUAUGUGUUUUACUCAGUCACG
Medicago truncatula (barrel medic) is the source of this 1647-nucleotide messenger RNA. RefSeq names its product cytochrome P450 83B1. The coding region runs from base 72 to 1562 and encodes 496 amino acids. Lineage: Eukaryota; Viridiplantae; Streptophyta; Magnoliopsida; Fabales; Fabaceae. The record is from RefSeq and is a predicted model, not a curated record. Gene Ontology annotation, molecular function: heme binding; monooxygenase activity; oxidoreductase activity, acting on paired donors, with incorporation or reduction of molecular oxygen. The transcript has 2 exons.